Molecule: messenger RNA, 1312 nt
Organism: Diaporthe batatas
Lineage: Eukaryota; Fungi; Ascomycota; Sordariomycetes; Diaporthales; Diaporthaceae
Exons: 5
Coding region: 263-1312 (349 amino acids)
Biological process (GO): mycotoxin biosynthetic process
Source: RefSeq, a predicted model, not a curated record
UAGAAUAUCCCCUGUAUCGCUUGACUGGGAAGGUUGGAAGUACCACCUGAAUGCUGAGUAUCUAUCCGCACUGCAAUUAUUCCGCUCUUGCUAUUCCCGCGCCAAAGGUCGCAGUCAGUUCCUCCCUCCUUCUAAACUCCUCACGCCAAGGUCGCAGCUAUUGUUUCCAGUAGGACACAAGGUGCCGAAAUAAUCACUUCGAAACAUCUCUGUUCCCUCUCUUGCUGCUCAUCACUUUGAAUAAUCCGCCUUGAACAAUAUUAUGGCCGCCCACAGCCCAUUCUACAAGUAUGACCUUCUCGAAGGCCAUGCUAUGGCGGCCCAGAACCAGGAGGACCGAAGAACAAAGCGAAUCCUCUACGCUGCUUUGGCAGUAUCGAGCCUCUUGAAUCUCCUCCUAGUCGUGAAAUGGCUCGUGCCGAGAUUGGAAGAGACUGAUCUCCCACACCUAAGCCGGUCGUCAUAUGCGGGUCUUCUCAACGAUGUACCAGUGCAGUUCAAAUGGAAUUCCGAGUAUAGCGAUGUCAAUAAUCCCCAGCUGGAUGAGCUUUGGCAAUUCGAUGGGAUGUUUGAUUACGGCAUGAUCGCGUUGACGGAUACCGAGAUUGACUCAAUGUCUCUACUACCGUCGGAGCAGAGCUUCCCAUGGGAUCCAGAAAAUAAAAGUUUGUACCACUUGAACGGGCAUCAUGGCCUACACUGCCUACGCCUCAUCUACACCAGCAUAUCUUCCUACCGCGCCUCAACACCUCAGAAGACCCCUUUCCCGCACAUACUGCACUGCCUAGACAACCUGCGACAAGAUAUCAUCUGCGCUGCCGACGACUCCCCCAGAUAUCUUACCAACAACGGCUCUCACUCUGGAGAAAGCCAAGUGCGCUUCUGUCGCGAUUUCGGAAAGCUCAACGACUGGGCUAGAGAGCGCGAUGCGUGCUUUCGUCAGCAGCAUGACCUCGCAGAUGUCAUGGAGCCGAUUGAAAAGUUCACGUAUUGUAAGACUGAGGAGAAUCGAAAGAAAUACCUCGACCAGGUCAAGGCUUAUUUUGACCUGCCGAGCGGUUGGCAGUUUCCUGAGCCUGGUGUUCCGAACUGGUGUUCCUGUUACUCAAAUACCAUAGGCAUCCUGAAGCUCGACGGCCGGGUCGACGAGAUUGUCGCGAGCCUUGAUGCCAUAGGCGUCCUGAAGCUCAACGGCGGGGUCAACGAGGGUGUCCCGAGCUGGCAAGACCAAGGCGGUGGUGCCAAGGGCAAAUUUGAUGAUGGCGAAGAAACGCAUGAUGGUCUAUGGUUUCAAGGGCAAGGUAAGGUUUGA